Cetraspora pellucida is the source of this 195-nucleotide messenger RNA. The record is from the annotation of a GenBank genome assembly. Lineage: Eukaryota; Fungi; Glomeromycota; Glomeromycetes; Diversisporales; Gigasporaceae.
AUGCACAAAGACACGAUCAACAAUCUCAAAAACCCAGACAACCAGAAUGAACUUCUCGAAGUUCUUAUCAAAACUACUCUCACCAUGAUUAUCGAAAUCAAUCUCGUUCUCGAAAUAGAGAUAAUUAUAGAAACAAAAGUUGGUCACAAGACAGAAACCAUUAUAGAUUCAACUGAGCCUCUUCUCGAGAAUGUA